UGUGCAGGAACCUUGUGGAUGACAGAGAUCGUCAACCUGAUCUGCAACAAGGGGGAUCCUGCCUGGGUCCAAUCUGUUGUCAGCAGUGAGCAUUCAAUGUGGUUAGAAACUAAAGCUGGGCUUCAGUGUAUAAAGGAUCAGAAAGACCCAUGAUUCUACGUCUCCCAUCUCCCCAUUCAGUUGUUCUCCAGGUCAUUCUUCAGUUCCAAGGCCAAGUGUAUUUAUGUAAUGAGAAGUCCCAGAGAUGUUAUUACUUCCGGUUAUCAUUUCUGGAAAAUGGUAAAGAUUAUCAGAGAGCCAGAAUCAUUUGAAGAAUAUUCGGAACGGUUCCUUCGAGGAAAUGUGCUGUAUGGAUCGUGGUUUGACCAUGUCCACAACUGGCUGCAGAUGAAAGGAAAAGAGAAUUUCCUGGUGAUAUCGUAUGAGGAGCUGCAACAGGACAUACAAGCUAGUGUAGAGACACUCAGCCACUUCUUGGGCAAGAAGCUAAGCCCAGAAGAACUGAAUGCAGUCCUCAAGAAUGCAUCCUUCAAGACCAUGAGAGAUAAUAAUAGCAAUUAUUCCCGAUCACCUGAUAUCUUUAUGGAUCAAAGCAAAGGUUUCAUGAGAAAAGGAAUCAUUGGGGACUGGAAAAGUCACUUUACAGUGGCCCAGAGUGAAGCCUUUGAUAAAAUAUACCAGGAAAAGAUGGCUGGGCUCGCUCAAGACCUAUUCCCAUGGGAAUAAUGGCCUUAUAUUCCUGGAUCAGAUAUAAAUGCUGAAUUUCCUGAUGUUCUUGUGUUCGAGCACGCU
Molecule: messenger RNA, 792 nt
Organism: Aethalodelphis obliquidens (Pacific white-sided dolphin)
Lineage: Eukaryota; Metazoa; Chordata; Mammalia; Artiodactyla; Delphinidae
Product: 3-beta-hydroxysteroid sulfotransferase-like
Molecular function (GO): sulfotransferase activity
Source: RefSeq, a predicted model, not a curated record